Zymoseptoria tritici IPO323 is the source of this 1449-nucleotide messenger RNA. RefSeq lists its product as uncharacterized. The transcript has a single exon. The record is from RefSeq and is a predicted model, not a curated record. Gene Ontology annotation, molecular function: protein binding. Bases 43 to 1449 code for a protein of 468 amino acids. Lineage: Eukaryota; Fungi; Ascomycota; Dothideomycetes; Mycosphaerellales; Mycosphaerellaceae.
CUCAAAUUUCAUUCACGAUUAGCCUCCUACAGUCUCUGCAACAUGGACGACCUACCGGACGAAAUUAUCAGCACGAUCUUCGGAUAUUGCGACCCGCCGGACAUUGAAAAUCUGCGCCUCACAUGCAAAACCACCCUGCGCGUGGCGAAUGAGCAUCUCUUGCCUGAAGUCGUACUCUUCAUGCAUCGCGAGAGUCUCAAAGCAUGCGCAGGAGUCGCUGCCCACCCGGUUUUCUCGAAGACAGCGAAGAGUCUCUGGAUCCAGGCUGAUCGUCCACAAGAGAAGACUUUCCAUGAGUGGGAAUGCGAUUGUAUGGCCACAGUCUACUCAGCAGCAAGAGCUCGGGCGUGUAUCGAGAUCGAAUACAGUGGUCGGCACAACAAUCUCACCUCAGAACAGAAAGACACGGCUCAGACUGCAUUGGAGAGAGAACUCAAACUCAAGGCUAAGCACGAGGCGCAAGCACUUUCGACCGAACAAGUUCAAGAACAUUUCGACCACGCCGUUCGUCUUUUCUCUGAGACGAAGGAGAUCUUCGACGAUGGAUCUCUUUCUACGUGUCUAAGAGCCAUUCUUGAGCAUUGUCCCAACCUCGACACGGUCGACCUCACUAUGGGCGGUCACAUCAGGACUAGAACCACGCGACACAACAGAGGCUUCAAACUGGGCAGGCUGAGUCCGUCCAAGGAUCUUGACUACCACAACCCUGGCGAAAGUGUCACAAUCAAGCUCGUGCUCGCUGCAGCGGAGGCCAAUUUCGAACCCCGGGUAGUGAGGCUCGGGCACAUCUCUCACCUCGCGUUCAUGCAUGCUGGCAUUACCCAGAAUUUCCAGACGUUUCUCGAUAAGGUUGAGGUCCUGGAGUGGGAGUUUUCGGACCCUCUGGUCGACACGAUCUCCGAGUCGUACGAGGAUGACUUUGACGACAUCAUCGAAGACUUCAACCAGCGCGAGAACAAGUUUGUCCCGCUCAUGCGGGCAACGAAGAAGUUGAAACUGCUACGUUUGGAGCUGCCAGGCUACAUCUCAGAAUUUCCUGCCGUUCAGCUGGAGAGUGUCGUCAGUAGCAUUCUCUGGCAGCACCUGACGCACGUCAGCAUCUCCAGCUUCAAAACAAAUUCGACUGUACUGGAGAGCUUUCUGCUCCGCCAUAAAGCUACCCUGAUGAGGGUACAACUAGGGCAGGUAGAUCUCCAAGAUGGCAAUUGGCUCGACUGCUUCGCCUCGUUCGCAGGCAAGCUACCCAAUGUCCUGCAGUUCGAGCUUCGCGCAGAGUACCGCGAGACUGCCAACGAUCCCUUUAGAGCUUGGUAUGACUUCGGAGGUCUUGUGGGUCCGGACAGCUCGAGCAACAACAUCUAUGGCAAACGCAUCUCCAGAUACGUGAUCGCUGGAGGCGACGAAUGCCCGCCGAGACCCGCCACACAAGAGGACAACUACACGGACUAG